This is a messenger RNA of Cynara cardunculus var. scolymus (artichoke), 1307 nucleotides long. RefSeq names its product phosphoglycerate mutase-like protein 1. Gene Ontology annotation, cellular component: cytoplasm. The coding region runs from base 26 to 1051 and encodes 341 amino acids. Gene Ontology annotation, molecular function: phosphatase activity. NCBI's taxonomy places the organism in Eukaryota, Viridiplantae, Streptophyta, Magnoliopsida, Asterales, Asteraceae. The transcript is spliced from 10 exons. The record is from RefSeq and is a predicted model, not a curated record.
GCACGCCAGCAAGUAGCGUUAGUAUAUGGCUUUUCUUAUGACGUCCACCUAUUCUUCGGCUCCUAUAUUAUUUAAUUUUAAAACUAAAAUACUAAAAUCAAUAGAUUUAAAUAGCAACCAACAGCCUACCCCCUUGAAUCUAGGACCGGUGCUUCCUUCUCCACCGUCACCAUCGAUCCGACGUCGUUCCUUUCUUCUUCUCUGUUCUUCAUCCUCUCUUCUUUCUGAAAUGGAGUCCAGUGCUAGUGAAGGUGUAUAUCCUCUACAUCGCUCUAAAACCAUUCAUCUGGUGAGGCAUGCUCAAGGGAUUCAUAAUGUAGCAGGAGAAAAGGACCACAGUGCUUAUCUAUCUGAAGAACUGUUUGAUGCACAUCUUACCACUCUUGGUUGGCAACAGGUAGAUAAUCUUCGGAAGCAUGUUCAUGCAUCUGGUCUUUCAAAGAGUGUUGAAUUGGUUGUCGUUUCACCUUUAUUGAGGACCAUGCAAACAGCAGUUGGUGCUUUUGGAGGUGAAGGUUCUGCUGAUGGGAAUGAUGUGCCUCCAUUAAUGGCAAAAAAUACGGGUAAUAGUAAUCGUCCUGCAAUUUCAAGCCUCAAUUGUCCUCCAUUCAUUGCUGUGGAGCUUUGUCGAGAACAUUUGGGCGUUCAUCCAUGCGACAGGAGGAGAAGCAUAAGCGAAUACAAAGCUAUGUUCCCAGCAAUUGAUUUUUCUUUGAUAGAAAAUGAUGGCGAUGUUCUGUGGACGGCUGACACUAGAGAAAAGAAUGAAGAAGUUGCGGCAAGAGGAGUGAAAUUUAUGAAAUGGUUGUUGACACGGGAAGAGAAGGAGAUAGUGGUUGUUACUCAUAGCGGUUUCUUGUUUCAUACAUUGGGUGCAUAUGGAGACGAUUGCCAUCCCACGUUGAAGAAGGAAAUGUCCAAACACUUCAACAACUGUGAGCUUCGCUCUGUGGUCAUCGUCGAUAGAAGCAUGAUUGGGUCAAACCCUUCAAAAACCGACUUCCCUGGGAAAAUUCCUAGCGGCCCUGAUGUCCCGAGUGAUGCUGUUUAGCAGAGAAUCAUCAAUCAUCAUUGUCAUGCCAUUCUCGGACCCAACAUUCUGAUUUUUAAUUUCCAGUAGGAAAUUAGACAAGUAGAUUCUAUAUCGUGUUACAAGUCUGUCAAAUAAGUGUCACGAAAAAUACUUGCAAUUGCAACCACAAGAUAUAUGUAUGUGUUAUACUUUAGUAUUGGAUUCUCUUAAAUAUUUGGACAUUGAAAUCAACAUCAUGCAUCAGACUUCAGAAAUGGGUUAAAACAUUCGUUAC